This is a messenger RNA of Cyclocybe aegerita, 4041 nucleotides long. The record is from the annotation of a GenBank genome assembly. NCBI's taxonomy places the organism in Eukaryota, Fungi, Basidiomycota, Agaricomycetes, Agaricales, Hemipholiotaceae.
AUGGAUGACUACUGCCUGGUCGCGACUCACCUUUCCUCACUGAGCUUGGCACCACCCUCGAAUAUCAUCGUCCAAACCGCGCGUCAAAAUGCCCCACUCCCACCCUCUGUACAAGAUAACGACAUACCGACGGACCAUGCAACAUGCAGCUUCGUUCUCAACACACCAACCACGGGGACCAUCCUUCUUCGCGUCAUCCAGGGUGGAGUGGUUGUCGAGCUUAUUUCACUGUCCACUCUAGUGCCACCCCUCCGCAUCGUAUUCCCUGCCCUGGUCCUCCCAACGCCCUUCGUAUUUCUUUGGGAACAAUCCGAGCUCCACCUCCUUCUCGUCACCGACAUCGGGUCGUUGUACCGGUUGAUCAUACCAGUUGAAGGUCUGAACCUCUGGCAAAACCAAACCGAAAGCAUAUGGCCGAGAGAAUACUUUAUCAAGAAUCUACCUUCUGAACAUGUAAGGGAUUGUGCAAUCCAUGCUCAAGGGACAUACUGUAUCGCCAUCUCACUGCCAAACGGCGAUUUGCUGAGACUUGAAGCGGAGUCAAUGGGUUACGAUGGUCACGACGAGGAAUGGAUCGAAACGGUCUUCCACCACGGCUCAUUCCUUUCAUCGUUGACCGCCUUCCUGCCGCUGCAUUCUGGAAUACCUAAUGCGGCCGAUAUCAUUUCGUUAGCGUCACACCCAUGGCCCACAGACAUAGGAAACGUGUGGACAAUGUCGCGAGACAGAACACUUCGGUUAUGGAAAGCCAAACUUGGUUGUGUAGCCUCCAAGACUCUACCAACUGUACCCAACUUUAGAAAUGCUUCGACAAGUACUUCACCCACCGCCAAGCAUCUCCUCCUCGACGCAGAACAGCAGAAACUCCUUAGGGUCUUUUCCCUUACAUCAGAAGAUGAGGAACGGAUGGAUGUGUAUAUCCUUGCCUUUAUUCCGACGCCGUCCUCCACGACGGGUGGAUUUUUCUGUCUGCUAGACACCUCAACCGACCAGCUGAUUGAUGUUGGCAUCAUCGAGUGCCCCAAACAUACGGUUCACUGCCAUCUCCAGGAUUUCAUGGUCGUUGGGAAUGCGCUAUACACGUUAUGGGAUCAACAGGGACAAUCCAUGGUCGAGAGGACGGAUUUCAAUGUUUCGGCUCUCCGAUCGCACAAUCUACAGCCUGCCUUGUGGAGGGCAUCUCAAUACUCUCACGAACCCGAGCUGACGCCUGCGUACAUGGAAGAGCAGCUCCUUUCCCCCGGCUCCUUGACAGAGAAAUUCCUCGAUGCAGUCAUGAAGCCAGGCGUUUUCUCUUCUCUCACUCUUCGAACGGCGCUGGACAAGUAUGUCGACGCUUGUCUUUCUCUUCCGGGGUCGCCUCCGCCCCAACUCCUGAAUACUUAUGCCACCCUGUGCGAAAAUAUCGCUGCCGUCGUUGGCUGUACCGUCACCCUAAACCGCGAUCCGCUGACUGGUGGCUUUCAACACGCCAAUUAUUGGACUGCCUUGAAGAGGGAUUGGGAGGGAUUUCUGGCCAGAUGCCGAGAGGUAGAACGUAGCGCACGCUGGCCCCUCUCAAUUGGCGCUCACGGCCAGAAUGGGAUCGUCGUAGUUGAACGAGAAAGAGUCGGGUCUCUCGUUGUUGAGGACGUCCCUAUAUGCCUCCAUCGCAUGCUUGACCGUGAUCAAGCUCCUCAUCCCCAAUACAACCUUCUUGCAGUGCUAUGGGCGCUGCGAUCCAAAUUAGGCCCUCACAUUCUGUCGGAUCUGGAGAGCCACGUUGUUGACAUCAUGCACCAGGAAAUUGCAUUUUCCUUUGCUGAAAUUCUACAAGACCAAGCUCAGCGCAUUAAAUUCAAGGAAAGUCUCGAUGAAGGCGAACGGAACUGGUUUACUGGACGCCUCCAUAGUAUCGACGAUAUUGACGGAGCCACAAGGACAGCCCUAGAUUCGAUUGGAGGUUUUGACCUGGCGGUCAAACGAGAAGAAAAUGAUACGGAACUUCUGAAUGUCCUUCCUCCGUCCCGAUGGCUUCAAUCUCAAGCUGCUGCAUAUUGCACGACGACCAUCGAAGCAAGAUAUAAUCUAUGCCUUUGCCUCAUCAUUCUACUGUUCUUCUCGUCGGACGACCUUUCACAGUGGGAUGCGUCUCUUCUUGCAGAAGUGUUUGCAGUCUUCAGGGGUGUAGCUAUGCUGCGAUUCUUGGGCAACCAACCUGCAGAAGGUGUCAAUAACGCUUUGCAUCAUGGAUCGUCAAACUCAGCGGAUGAUGUGAUCGCCCAGAUGCGCAAUAUGAACGUCUCGAGCAGCAAGACCCAACCUCCUUCCAAAUCAUCGUUGAUGCACCUUUUUGUGGCCCAGUCACCGGGUGGCGAUGGCAUUGCUGCAAUUUCGCACAACUUCUUGGACGGAACAGGUGUACUCCAAUCACUCUCGCCGGCGCAUGCCACUAAGCAUGAAAUAUUGGUUUGCGAUCGGGUUAGGUUGUUUGGCUUCCCCGACAUUACUCGAGAGCUGUUAUCAUGGCUUCCUCGCACUCCUGCUGCGACAUACGUCCAGUCACAGGUGAUGCUAAGACUUGGGAGGAUAGAUGACGCCUCCCAAACUCUGGAGAUGUUGGCCGGGUGCUUUGGUGUUGCCAAUCUGACGUACGAAGAUUCUGAAGCAUUGUCGUCGGUGCUUUCUAACAUGUUCCGGGAUUUCGUUCAGCAUGAGGUCCAUUUCUCUCAAUUAGCCAUCCAAGUGGCACCUCCUGGCGUUGACACAGCACCCCUCUGGAACACUGUUGCAAAGGGGCUGACUGACUUAGCAUUAUAUGACGAUGCCUAUGCUUCAGUAAUGGCAACUCCGUUUGAGAAGCAGAAAAGAGAAUGUGCUAGCCAGCUGGCGAUUACCAUGUGCGAGGAGACCGCAGUGGAAAAACUGAUGACCUUUGAUUUUGCUGGUAUCGCAAGUGACAUCGAAGCUGCAUUGGCUUUCAAGGCCCGAAACGCGGAUCCACGCGCCACGCCCUGCUACUCCAGCAUCUUAUACACGUGGUAUAUUCGAAGGGGGGAUUAUCGUAAUGCAUCUCUGACGAUGUAUCAACGGGCACGGAAGUUGGCAGAUGCCAUAAAGGAUGCUACAUCCCUCGUUUCUCUCGCCGAGACUCGAUUAGAGGCAUUGUCGGUCGCCAUCAAUGCAUUGCACUUAGUAGAUGAAAAGACAGCCUGGAUACUGGUGCCAGUGAUUCCAGACCCGUCUCGAAAACUCCAGAAAUUGUCGAAAUAUAUCCCAGAAUCCAAAUAUAUCUCCAGCAAGCACGAUACCCAGAUCGUCCAUCUCGCCGAUAUAGAAUACGAGGCCAUCCUUCUUCGAGCCCAAAUCGACAGCAUCAAACGGGAACCCACCCUUCUUUCAUCUCCGGAAUUCCUCCUUCCUCCUUCAGUCAUUGUGAUGAGACUUGCCCAUGCGAGUCACUAUAGCCAAGCCAUGUUCAUCGCGAAGAGCUUGAAAAUCGACAUGACAGAUGUAUUCAUUCAUCUGACAAGCCAAUGUAUUCGUCUCUCUCGCAAUCCUGGAUCUGUAUUGCAGGAGGACACAUCUGGUUGGCUCUUGACAGACAAUGCAAGUUCUUGGCAAGGGACGCCCUCGGACCGAGGAUGGAGAUACCUGCAGGAGUCGUUGAAGAGAUAUGACGGACCUGAUAACGAUUAUCAGUAUGCAAAAGCUUCACUCGAGACGAUCCUCAGCGCUGGAAGAUCCUCAUUGUCGCCACCAUGGUUAAUCGAUGUUCUGGAGAAACACCAACCAGAAUACCUCAUUCGCGUCAGUCUGCGAUACGAAAUUAUCGCAGACGCUGUAAAUUACACUUAUGCCCUGGUUCUCAAGUCCGAUAAACAGCUGACGCGAGAAACUUCUAAAAACGCUUCGACCUCAUGGCUACCUUACGGACUCAUCGACCAAGUCCUCGUAGCAGCAGAUAGCCAGAUGAAUCCUCCUUCUCACCUGUCAGAAUUGCGGACAGCCAUUAACAACCGCGUAAAGCGGGUGCAAAAACUCAGCCAAAAUGUUUUAUAG